CAGGAACGCGUUUCAGCUGCGCUUUCGGAGCAUUUUCCAACAUUGAAAUCGGUCACCGGCCACGUUAAUAACGGCAUAAAUAUUAGUGAUAAUGCGAUUUGAAUUCUUCGAAAGAGUGCUCUUGUCACGGAAAUUGUGUUUACUGUGCCUUCUAUGCCAUUUAUAUUUAUGAACGGAACUUCAAAUCCAUUAAAUUAGUAUGUGAUUGGUUGUGAGCCCGGCCAAAAAUAUACAUUUAUCAAUAUAAAAACCAAUAACGAACGAGACUAUUUUCCUACCGAGUGAUGACUUGAAGUGAAAUUUCAAAAUGCCCUACAUCAUAAAGUCCCUCACCAUCAUAAUGACGCUGUUCGCCUUCACCCUGGAAGGAUCCUCCGACCCAGGCCAAAACGACUACAGCAACCCCUACGUUAAGUACACCAACAUCAUCCACCUGAAACAAGGUAUACUCCAAGGCACCGUUGUGGAGCCCAAGCUGGGCAGGAAUGUACGGAAACAGGUGGGCGUGUUCAAGGGUAUCCCCUACGCUGCUCCGCCCGUGGGUGACCUGAGGUUCAUGUACACCAGGGGGGCGCCAUCUUGGUUCGACGUCAAGGUAGCGGACACCUUCGGACCGGUUUGCCCGCAGAAGUUUCCGGAUGAGAAGACCAUGUCGCCGUAUAGGAAGGAGUAUUUCCUGAGGCUGAAGCAGUAUUUGAUGAAUCAGAGCGAGGACUGUUUGUAUCUGAAUAUCUACACCCCUAUCUCUGAAGAUGAAACAAAUACGAGGAAGUAUCCUGUCAUGGUGUUCAUUCAUGGUGAAUCUUUCGAAUGGAAUUCUGGAAAUCCUUAUGACGGAAGCACCUUGGCAGCCUAUGGAAAUGUCAUUGUAGUGACGAUAAAUUUCAGACUUGGAGUAUUAGGUUUUCUGAAAGCUGGCACUGAGACCCAAUCUCAGAGCAACUUCGGUCUGGUUGAUCAGAUUGCUGCUCUGGUAUGGAUCAAGGACAAUAUAGCAGCCUUCAGAGGUGAUAUCAAUUCCAUCACCUUAUUCGGUCAUGGGACUGGAGCCGCCUGUGUCAGCCUCCUUAUGAUCAGUCCGAUGAUCCUGAAAGAAAAUGAACGCCUAUUCCAUCGAGCAAUUCUAAUGGGCGGUACCGCUCUGGCUGAUUGGGCGUUAGCCAACAAUUCCGCCCAAGUGACGUACCAAGUGGCCAUGGCGCUCAACUGUCAAAUACACGAUGACUUCGCGAAGUGUCUGCGUAGAAAGAGGCUGGACGAAAUCAUGGCUGCUGACGUGAUAACGCCCGACUACAAGACGAGAUUUGGGCCUGUCGUAGACUCCAUCGUGGUGCCGAGUGAACCGGAGAAAUCGAUGACCCAGUAUAACGAUUUAUUCAGAAGAUUCGAGCUGAUAUACGGAGUGACCGAACUGGAGAGCGUCCACCUGUUGGGCCCCGUCGCCCUGACGCAAGGCCUGCUCGAAAAGGAGCGCGACCAGCAGCUGCGCGCCUACUUCUACUCCAGGUGCGAGGUGAAACCGGAGCUGUGCCUACAGCGCACCCUGGACGAGUACGGGCAGAGUGAGCUGCCGCAGCGUGACUCUGCUGGCGGCUUCACGGGCGACGAACCGGACAGAGCGUCGCUAGCCAGGAACGCCCUGCUGGACAUCCUGUCUGAUGCCAGGUCUGUCGCGCCUGUAGUGCAGACAGGAAGGUACCACGCCGCGCUCAAUCUGCAGUCGUACUUUUACGUGUUCACGCACCGGACGCAGUCCAAAGAGUACAUAAGAGACAAGAGCUACAACGGGGAAGAGUUGCCUUAUGUGUUCGGGGUGCCAUUGGGUGGGCCGAAACAUCACUUUUCUGACUCGUAUACCGAACAAGAACAGAUGUUUUCUGAGAUCGUAAUGAUGUAUUUCUCGAACUUUGCUGAGACUGGGAAUCCAAAUGUACCUAAGAGACAAUAUUUCUACAGCAUGAAUCCUGCAUACUGGUUACAGUUUGAUGUAGAAUGGCCAGAAUUCGACAUUGAGGAAGAAUGGUAUUUGAAUUUGGGCAUACCACCACAGCCGUCACAACACUACAGGGAUAGCAAAAUAAGAUACUGGAACGAAAUCUUUCCAAAGUUAACAGAAAAUUUCAGCUUUCCAAUAUAUCCAUCAACUCGACCAACAGCAGAAACUCCUGAUUUCCUGAAAUCUCCACGAAAAACGGCUCCGCCUUUUCUCUACGACCAUCUUCCUAAUAUGGCGAUAGCUCCAUCCAAUGACAAAUAUAUGAAUUUCCAUAAGCCAACUAGAGGUAUGUCUAGGGCAGUAUUUGGAACUGUGAUAAAAAGUGGCGAGAGAAAACCUGAUAAUAUGGUGAAAAAUGUAUAUGGAACUAUACUCGAAUCGACACCAGAAGAAGUUAAACAGGCUACUACAAUGAAUAUAGUUACUAUAGUGGGAGCAGUUUUCCUCAUGGUUAACUUAUUACUAUUAGUGACAUUAUAUUUCAAGUGUUACAGAAAUAAGAAGGUAAGUUCGAGAACCGGACAUACAACAAAUACAAAUGGAGAUGAAAAAAGUCGAAGAGACGAUGAAAAUGUUCUCAUCAAUGGAUGUAAUAUAAUGAAAAUGAUGGGUAAAUCAACAAGAAGUGAUGAUACGUACGAAGCUGUCAAGAAUGAUCCGAGGUAUAAAUUGCACAGACAAAUGUCUGGAAGUACAAUUGAUGCACAUACAAAGGUGCGGCAAUGGAUUGCUCAAGAAAUCAUCCAGAAAUAUAGUCCAAGAUUCUUCAGAAGACCUGCACAAGAUGACAGUAACUCAAAAAGUAAGCAAACUAUGCCAGAGGACUUCAAUGUGUCAAUAAAAGUUGAAGGCGAUUCCACACUAGGCCGAAGUCCAACUAGGCCCGUCAGUCCUUGUGAAGAAAAAGCAAUACCAAUGCGAACUUCAACGAUAACUAGGCCAAAAAUGAAAGUUCCUAAAGUUUCAGUAGCUGUUGAUGCUACCCCUUCUGGCAGAGGAAACAGUGUCUUGAUGCAAAAACCGAUAGAACUCACAAAGUCGUUAGACUACCCUAAUACGACUCCUGACAUGGAUACUCCUCUUCGAAGGUCGUUCACCAUGGAAGAUUUUUCUCCUAGAGUGGUGGACUUUCAGAAUGACUUGAGAAAAAGCGCAACUAAUGUGAGCUGUCACAAAUCUAAUUUUCAACCCACUAUCAUUAAGAUAGAGCACUCACACUCUAAAUCGGAUCCUGUUCAGGACUUGGACUAUACUGCUAUGAGAAGACUGAAGACUUUUGACCCAAAUGGAGACAUCAAUGUGACUUGCAGGGAUGAGAAUGAACAAACGGUGCCACUCUCUCCAGAAGAGUCGUUGAAUAUUAUCAAGAGGAGGAAUUUCCCGAAAGUACUACCUGAUCAUCCUGGAAGGGAGAAUUUGGUGAACAAAAGGAGAUCAAUGCCGAUACCAGGCUUCUUCAUGCCCAUACCAGAGGGAUCUUCAUUUUCACAAAAUAAUUCAUCUAUGCCAAAGAGUUUGAAUAAGUUUCCACCAGUUCCUCCACCUAGAAGUAGUACAUUGAUGAAACAAUCCAGUAAUCCACUUCCUGUGUUCAUUUCUGAGCCGACAUUAGCUGAGGAGCCUGAAGAAGAACCUGAAAUAGUCUGCAAUAAUCUAUAUGUGGGACCUCUGAUUCCGAAACGGCGAGACGGUCAUCAGGUUUAUGGGAGCCUGAAAAAUAUGAUAGGUGGCAGUUUGGGAAAAGUAAAGCACGGUGGCCAAAUCAAACAUCCUACUCUCUCUCGAGAAAUGGACGAUGAUAAAUUCAUAAGAAUGAAUUCAAAGUUGAUGCAUCAAAACGUCAUUGAAGUGUGUUCGGAACAAGAAAAGACUGAGUUGGGGGUCCACCAUGAAUUAUGUGAUGUGAACGCUAAACAUAGAGUUGUGAAAAAAUCACAGAUUCCUACACUUGUGAAGACUCCAUCUGCUAGUUUUAAUAAAGAAUCUUCCAGUUCAGAUUCUACACCUUCUGAAGAGUCAGAUACAGGAACUGUAGUGAAACGGAUAUAGAGAGAGUUAUCGCAUCGCAUCUUGUGACAAUGAUCAUUUGUUAUUAUUUGGACAGUAUUCAAGCAACACAAAUCAUGGAAGACGCAUAGACAAUCGACGAUAUAUUCAUUCCGAAAUAGUCGUAUUUAUGCUUCAUCCUAUCCAUAUCAUUAUUCAUUGAUUUAAGGUUCCUAUAUAGGUAAUUUAUUGGGUUUUGUAUGGUGAUUCCGUUCGCACAAUUCAGAAAAGGCUUCUCAAAUUAUUAUAUUGACAUAGUUUCCAGAAGCCACGCUUUCCAGUGAACGGAUCAGAACUUUUUUUUUUGAAGAGUCCUUUUAUAUUCGAUAAUAACUUUUUGAAAAGAAGAAGCUGUAGACAUGUCAUAAAUAUUGAUGGAAUUCAUCAUUACUUCGAUACCAACAGUUUCCAAACGAAAGCUUUGACAUGAGAUUUCUUCCUUGAGGAAAAAAUUUCCAUAACUCAUCCGAGGAAAAAUUAUCAAUGUGGUGAAUGAUUUCUUAUUUGAUUCCUUUACAAGUUACAGGGUAAUGAUAAAUUUCAUUGAAAUGUAUAAAUUGGGAGAUAUGAAUGAUGUCUUCUAGGGAUACUUCAAUAAACGAAGAAUUCGGCAGAACUUUUUUCCAUUUACCCAAUUAGUGGAAUGACAGCUGGAAUCAUCUAGUAUCUUCUUGAUUGAGUUGAAAAAGUGAUAUUCAAAAUUGCCGAUGCCCGAAACACAUUGAUAUUGAAUUUAUUUUUCUUGCAUCAUACUCAUGAGGAUGUUACUUUAUAUACUUACUGGUUUAUCUAUAGGCAAAUGCGAAAGAUUAAUGAUGAUGUGAAGGAAAAAUCAACCGUCAGUAUCUUGGCUGGGCAUUGGCCCCAUAUUCUUUCAAUAUUUUCAUCAUGCGUAGGUACCUAGGAACAAUAAGGAGAGGGGGUAUAAGUGAUGAUUUUUUUUUCAACUUUGGAAGGUUAUAGAUUCUUGAGAAUACUUUUAUUGGGCCAAUAUGUGGACAAUAGCCUGCCAAGAUUCGUGCUACAGGAGUCAGAUACCUAUAUCAUGAGUAAAAUGGAUCCAUUUUACUUUUUAGAGCAAUCCGUCGCCCAUGAAUUUAUUGUUUCAUCAUCAACUUAGGCAUAUCACAUUUUAUUUCUCAUGUUUCUUCAUCACACUUGAAACCUUGCUUGGAAUUGAUAACAGCUAAGCUUGUGGGGUCAGAAAAGACAUAACUCACUUUCUAAAAGAGCAAAACUAUUUUAUUCCAUUUUUUGAAGAUCAUAAAGCAGCACCACCACAGAAUCUAGCGAAUGGAAAGAAGUUGAGGAAAUAAUGGUGAAUUAUCACAUCAAAUGCACUGACUCCGAGUGUCAAAGAAAAUCAUAAAUGACUAAAUAGUUAUACAAUAUUUCUCGCAUUCUUUGAUACAUAUCCCAGUAUUUAUAAUAAUCUAGAAUACUCCUCUAGAAGUUUUGAGGAUCUGAAAUGUUUCCAAUUGGUUUCUAUCAGUAAUCUAGUAUUAUAUCAACUCAAAUUAGUAUUAUGUAUUUAGAUUCAUCAGGAGUGAGUGAUUGGUUCUAUAGAAAAGAAUCAUCACAUCGACUUCAUUGUGCAUCCAGUAUUCAUAAUAAUAUUUAUUACUGUAAUAUAUAGUCACUAUAAUAAUAUAAAGUUUUUA
This is a messenger RNA of Phaedon cochleariae (mustard beetle), 5703 nucleotides long. NCBI's taxonomy places the organism in Eukaryota, Metazoa, Arthropoda, Insecta, Coleoptera, Chrysomelidae. The record is from the annotation of a GenBank genome assembly.